AUGGUACAAGCAAAAGGAGGAAAGGCCGAUCCACGAGUUAUGGGGAAGGAUGAGGAACACCACAAGAGCAUUGUAAAGUUGAGCCAGAUCAAAAAGAUCAUGAAAGACAGGACUAGAAUGAGGAUAUCAAAGGAUGCCCUUGUUGCGGUUUCUGCAUGUGUGAUGUACCUGAUCAGUGAGAUCACCGAUGGAGCAAAGAAUGUCGCAAACACGGAUGGAAAGAAGAAAGUAAUGCCUAAGCACAUAAAUCAUGCGAUAUGCAAUGAUACUGAGCUUCAUUUUGUUGGGCAUGACUGGCUAAUAAAGAACGGGGGAAUGAAGUCGUACAUUUCGCCAGGGGACUUUUCUGUGUCAAGUAAGAAAGGGUCUUCGAGGGACUGA
This is a messenger RNA of Encephalitozoon romaleae SJ-2008, 381 nucleotides long. Its product is annotated as histone H2A. The record is from RefSeq and is a predicted model, not a curated record. Lineage: Eukaryota; Fungi; Microsporidia; Unikaryonidae. Gene Ontology annotation, molecular function: protein heterodimerization activity. The transcript has a single exon. Bases 1 to 381 code for a protein of 126 amino acids.